UGAUUGUUCUUUAUCACACACACAUAUAAGACAGUACAAUACUUAGUAACGAUGUACCCUUGAACUAAAAUAGGAUGUCAUAUAACAUAAAACGGAGAGAACAAUACUAUUAUGGACGAAAAGAGUGUAUUGCUGGGAAAAGACUCAGAUGAUGAUAACAAUCCCCGAGGAUGGUGCAGUUGGAUGCAGGAUACGAAACGUCUUGUUAUAAUAGAGCCAGUUCUGAUUCUUUACUCUAUAUCUACCUCUCUGACUUUUGUGAACAACCAGUACUACUAUCAGAAAAUCGGCGAAAAACAUAAUUUUGAUUAUUUGGGAAAGAAUGAAACUGGUAUUUGUGAAAGUAUCACUGGUAAUCUGUCAGAUAACAAUACAGCUAUAGAACAGGCUAUACAAAAUGAAGUCGCCAUUUUUGAUCUAUAUUUACAUCUUGUAAGAAAUGUACCCGGUCUCUUCACGUCUAUUUUCAUCGGCACCUUGAGCGAUAAAGUCGGACGCUGGCCUGCCUUGAUGUUUCCAUUGCUGUUUACAACACUACGACAUUUGAAUUUUGCAGUCGUCAUUUAUUUACAUGCAGAUUUGGAAUACCUGUUCAUUGGCUAUGCGUUGGAGGGAUUCACUGGGGGUUUUAGCCUACUUAUUGGAACGUCUUACGCAUAUUUAGCUGACGUCACGACCAAGGAGAAUCGUUCAUUUAGAAUGGUCACCAUGGAAGCAUCGUCGGCCGUUGUGACCUCCCUUGGAGGCUUUGGAAUGGGAUAUUUUGUCAAAUAUUAUGGGUUUCUAUACCCUUACGUGCUUGUAUUUGGUCUCAAUGUUGUGACUAUUAUUUAUGUUGCAUUCUGUGUUCCGGAGACAGUCCAGAAACAAUCUGUAAAGAUAAUUACAUGCGAUCACUUGCUCAUGGUCUUCCUUAUCCCUGUUGUGAAUAUAGGUGGUGGGAUGGUCAACACAAUGGUGCGUGCACAGAUUUCAAAGAUUGUUCAUAAAAGUGAAUUAGGUGCAGUAUUUUCCACUAUAGCAAGUGCAGGAAUGGUGUCGAGUACAAUUGGUCACUCUGUGUAUAAUCUUAUCUACAAGGCAACACUCACUACAUUUGAUGGUAUCGUAUUUUUGGUGAUGGCAGGGCUCAACAUGAUAGCUUUAGUACUCAUAAUAGUGCAUCUCAUGAUACUGAAGAAAACUAAAGAUCUACAGCCUGGAAGUACAGUGAACAGUAGUACUCAAGAAUGUGAUCGGAAAGAAGACUCUCCAUGA
Molecule: messenger RNA, 1257 nt
Organism: Owenia fusiformis
Lineage: Eukaryota; Metazoa; Annelida; Polychaeta; Sabellida; Oweniidae
Source: the annotation of a GenBank genome assembly